AUGUCGAAACGAUUAUAUCCUAGUGGAUCUGAAAAAAGGAAAAAAGCCGCCCAUCAGAAAAAACUUAUUGACAAAUUGCCAAAAUUAGAAUCAUAUUUGACGAAAGAAGAAACUUCUGUAAGUAGCCAUAAAUUAACAAAUCCUCCACUUGAAUCAGAUAAUGCAAAAUGCGACCGUCCCUAUGGCGAAAAAGCAACAACUUCGUUGACUUCGCCAACAAAAAUAAUUGUGUCAGUUGAACCACAACAGUUUUCCGCCCCAGAACAUAUUAUAUCACACGACCUCGCUGAUUAUUUUAACGAAAAUUUGACGGAGGCAAAUCGUAAAAUAUUGAUUUGUAAAGGACCUGCGUAUUUUCAAAAUAAAGAUUAUGACUUUUCCGAGUCAUCUAGAACCUACAAAGAAACAAAUAGUAAUAAAUCAAUAACUAGGUAUUUCAAUAAAGCAUUAUUUAUUCGUAAAUUAAAAAACAAUGAAAGUGUUGAAAGAAAAUGGUUGUUGUAUUCGCCUUCAAAAAAAUCAGUAUUUUGUUUUUCAUGUUGCUUAUUUAACCCUUCUGAUACAAGCCUAUGCUCUCAAAGUGGAUGUAAUGAUUGGAAGCACAUUAAUAGUAUAAUUUUAUCACAUGAAAAUAGCUCAGCACAUGGUUAA
Messenger RNA from Rhopalosiphum padi (bird cherry-oat aphid), 651 nucleotides. Its product is annotated as zinc finger MYM-type protein 5-like. The record is from RefSeq and is a predicted model, not a curated record. The coding region runs from base 1 to 651 and encodes 216 amino acids. The transcript has a single exon. NCBI's taxonomy places the organism in Eukaryota, Metazoa, Arthropoda, Insecta, Hemiptera, Aphididae.